AUGGCGACUGGCACACUCAAACUGAUGUACAUCUUCUCUACGCUGUUCAGUUAUGUGUCAUGGGGAUCAAUCAGUGAGGGAAAACCUAUAAUUGGCGUGCUGUACAGUGGUAGCACUAGGUCAUGUUUGUCUGACCUAUUCCAGGCCGUGGACGGCCCAAGAUCAGAGGUUCUGCGGAGGGAGGUGAACCAUUCCAGUUCAGUGCUGGUUAACAGGGAUGUAUGUGAUCUUGUGGAUGUGGGUGUCCGGGGCCUAAUCACAGUCCUCCCUCACACACAACAGACGAUGGUCAUCUCACAGGCUGAGGCUCUCCACCUUCCCAACUUGGUGAUUGACCUGCGGCCUUUCAGGUCACCACAGAGGAAAGACUUCUCUGUCCAGCUUAAUCCAUCACCCACUAUCAACAGUCACAUGAUUAAAGACAUCCUGUCUGCUGUCGGCUGGACAACAGCCACUCUCAUCUUUGACGACGUUAUUGAUUUUACACAGAGUGAAAACUUACGGCGGGAAUUGCAGACAAAGCUAAUACGCGUGCGCACUUUCUUACUCAAAGUUACCUCAGGAAACUUCAUCCGGCUCAGCCCGCCUUCCAGAUCCUUCCCAAGACCGGAUCGGCAACUAGUUUACUUUGGACGGGGAUAUAUUUGGAGGAAGUUUGUGAUGCAGAGUAUGGAUCUUCUGAGUGAUAGUUGCUUCUGGAUCGUGAUCUCGGAUGUGACGUCACAGGAAGCCCUGGCGACGCUGGAGGCGAAUGUACACGCUAAUGUAGUGUUUGUAAGGGAGAAGUGGAGAGGCUGUAUGGAAGAACAGGAAGAAUCUGGGCACAAGAUGACGCGCAACUCAAACAGGUCGACUGUAUUGGACAGACUGUUGAUAGAUUCCAUCAAGUUGUUCUCCAGUGCAGUGACAAGGGACAGCAACCACCAGGGAGCGUGUUCUGUGUUCCACCCAAAUCCUCUGGUCAAUUCUCAUCAUCUGCAGAACAUACUGGCAGAUCUAUCAGUGCUGCCCGGUAGAGGAGAGACAAUUACCAGGGAGUAUGACAUCUGUAGCUCUAUUCACAAAGACACGGUGACAAUAGUUCGCAGCGGGGAGUGGAGUGUAACACACGGCCUGGUGACUCACAAGAGAAACCUCUUCCUGAACACCUUCCACGACUUUGGCACGGAGGCCAUUCGAGUGGCAGCCCAUCAUGAGAGUGAGCCAUUUUCGGUCCGAGUCAUUGAAGACGGGCGAACCUUUUACGCUGGCUUCUGUGUGAACAUUUUAGACGAACUGGCAGAGCGAAUGGGAUUCAAUUAUACCAUAGUAGAACCCCCAGAUGGACAGUAUGGCGCCCCAGACGAAAAUGGGACGUGGAAUGGCAUGGUGGGCAUGGUGUACAGAGGGGAAGCGGAAAUAGCAAUUGGUCCUUUCAUCAUUACUCCGGUGAAAAAACAGGUGGUGGACUUAACCAUUCCCUUUUCAGAGGCAAGCACCGGUAUCAUGACUCUCGCCCCCGGCUACGAGGCCAGCAAGAGUUUAUUCAAGACAUUGAAACCUUUCUCCGCACCGGUGUGGAUCUGUGUUCUCUUUUCUGUUAUUAUCGCCGGUGGUGCCUCAUUUCUUGUCAACCGAUUUACGCCAUUCCAGAGGAAGCCAGAAGCGUGUCUAUCUCAAGCAAAGUAUGAGUCUAGCCUUGAGGAUAAUAUGUGGAUGGUGUACAGCUCUGUCACGGAGCAAGGUGUUUACUACACGCCAGACGCGGUGUCAGGUCGGUGCCUCAUUGCAUUCUGGUGGCUUUUUACCAUCCUCUUGGUUUCCGCCUACACCGCCAACCUGGCCGCUAUUCUGACCAUACCUUUCUCACCUCCGGUGCCAAUAAACUCCCUGGAGGAAUUGGUAGCUCAGGACGAGAUUCAGCCCAUAGUCUGGAGUGAAAGCUACACAGAAACCAUGUUUAAGGGAGCACCCUACGCCAGAAUCAUCAACUACCAGUAUAUAUCCAGUGCUGACAACGGUGCCUGUUCCAUAGCUAUAUCGUAA
Messenger RNA from Liolophura sinensis, 2025 nucleotides. RefSeq names its product glutamate receptor-like. The record is from RefSeq and is a predicted model, not a curated record. Gene Ontology annotation, cellular component: membrane. Lineage: Eukaryota; Metazoa; Mollusca; Polyplacophora; Chitonida; Chitonidae. The transcript has 12 exons. The coding region runs from base 1 to 2025 and encodes 674 amino acids. Gene Ontology annotation, biological process: monoatomic ion transport. Gene Ontology annotation, molecular function: signaling receptor activity; ligand-gated monoatomic ion channel activity.